CCUACCCAUCCAUCCCCACCAUACUGCCCGCCACCUUUGGUCUCGCUUCUCGUCCCAAUCAUCCCUCACUGGUAGUAGCUACCAGUGUCACGACCAGCGUCAGAUACAGAGUGUCGUCCGGACAGCAUCCCACUCUGCUGGGCUGUUCACGUCGCGCGCCUAGCUCCACACACUUGCCUCUUUCGCUCGAUAAACCAGUCUAUCAUCUGACGAGCAAUCCGCUGCAACCAUGUCGAUCCAGAACAUGUCCAAGUCUGCGGUGCGGGUAGGAAAGAAUUACAUCAAGGGAUAUACGGACACUCAGGUCAAGGUUCGAGAUGCCACUAGUAACGACCCUUGGGGACCAAGCGGGACCCAGAUGAACGAGCUUGCCCAGCUGAGCUACAAUCAGAACGACUUUAUCGAAAUGAUGGAGAUCAUGGACAAGCGAUUGAAUGAUAAGGGCAAGAACUGGCGGCACGUGUUCAAGACCCUUACCGUCCUGGACUACCUCUUGCAUGCAGGCAGUGAAAAUGUGGUCAUCUACUUCAGAGACAACAUGUACGUGGUCAAGACCUUACGAGAAUUCCAGUACAUUGAUGAGGGCGGCAAGGAUCAGGGAGCCAAUGUACGCCAAAAGGCGAAGGACAUUACGAACUUAUUGCAAGACGACUCUAGGCUUCGAGAUGAAAGACGAGGUAGAACCAAUAUGAGAGAUCGCAUGUCUGGCACCUCGGCGCCGCCCAACAACGACUUCGAGGACGAAGAAGGCAAGAGGCGGAGGAGGAUGGAGCAAGAGAGAAGGAAAGCAAGGAGAGACAAUGAAGACGACGAGUUGCGGAAGGCCAUCGAGGAGAGCAAGCGCAUGGCUCGAGAGGAGCAGGAUCGCAUUCGAGCGGAGUCUACCAACGAGGACGAUCUGCAACGAGCGCUCGCCCUUUCGCGCGAAGAGGAGGAGAAGCGGAUCAAGGAGCUCGAAGCUAAGAAUCAAAACGCCCUCUUCGACGAUGACUGGAACCUCAUUUCCAAUGCGCCGAACCAGUACGCUCAGCCGCAACAAACUGGAUGGGGAGACCCGAAUGCGAUGUACAUGCAGCAGCAGUACACUAGCUACAACCCAUAUUUCUUUCAGCAGCAGCAAAUGCAGGCCCAGCAAGAGGCAGAGUACCAGAGGCAGAUGGAACUGCAGAAUGCCGCCCAGCAGUAUCAGCAGAUGAUGAACCAGCAACAGCAGAUGCAACAAUUCCAGCCGAUACAGCCACAGCCGACUGCUUUCGGGAGCAAUAACCCCUUUGCAUUCUCGCAACCUCAGCAGCCUCAACAUACUGCACAACCAAUGUUCCAGCCUCAGCAGCCUGCGGAAUCGUCGGUACCGAUCGGUGAUUUGCUAGGAGGAGGCAGUACACCGAAGGCCGAAGUUCCUCCACCUCAGCCUCAGCAGCAGCCCCAGCAGCAGCAGCAGCCAUUGCGGACCAAGAUCACAGAUGAUCCUCGUCAUGCUGAGCUGAACCGUCUCUUGGCCAUGGGCGAUGGAGUUGACACCUUUGGAAACGUCGGAGACGCCAGGCUGGGUCAUGCUGGACGAGGAGGAGCCCUCAUCGGGCAGAGAACAGGAGCGCCGUUGGGCAGCCAGCCCACGGGAAGCAAUCCUUUCUUCAGGCAGUAGCAAGGUCGAUCAAGACCAGAGCGUAUUUGACCAAGUACGCAGAGCUUUGUUCUGCCUCAGGUCUGCAUCAAGAAACCCGCCGUCCCGCUUCCCUGUUCCCCUGAGCAAACUUUGCCUAAACUUCUGUACAGUCUCUUUGUCCCACAUCGAACUUCAAUCAUACCGCGUCUGCUAUGUUCACGG
Microstroma glucosiphilum is the source of this 1828-nucleotide messenger RNA. Its product is annotated as ENTH-domain-containing protein. Gene Ontology annotation, cellular component: clathrin vesicle coat; plasma membrane; endosome. The record is from RefSeq and is a predicted model, not a curated record. The transcript has 6 exons. Gene Ontology annotation, biological process: endocytosis; actin filament organization. NCBI's taxonomy places the organism in Eukaryota, Fungi, Basidiomycota, Exobasidiomycetes, Microstromatales, Microstromataceae. Bases 230 to 1645 code for a protein of 471 amino acids. Gene Ontology annotation, molecular function: phospholipid binding; clathrin binding.